Molecule: messenger RNA, 1395 nt
Organism: Protomyces lactucae-debilis
Lineage: Eukaryota; Fungi; Ascomycota; Taphrinomycetes; Taphrinales; Protomycetaceae
Exons: 2
Coding region: 1-1395 (464 amino acids)
Biological process (GO): spliceosomal tri-snRNP complex assembly; mRNA splicing, via spliceosome
Cellular component (GO): U4 snRNP; U4/U6 x U5 tri-snRNP complex; precatalytic spliceosome
Source: RefSeq, a predicted model, not a curated record
AUGUCCGAUCUAGACGACUUGCUCGCUGACUUGGCAGACGAAGUAUCUGAGCAAGAGGAGAAUGAUGGAGUGGAUGAAGAAAUGCUUGUAGCAACGGAGGAGACCACAGAUGCUGUUGAUGCGGACGACAUUAGCCACAUUGCGAAGCUCUUGCCUUCCGAUCGCAUGCAGUCUGUGCUGCGUCAGAUUGAUCAAUACGCCUCACAGGUUGAUAUGCGGAUACUUGGCAUUAUCGAGCAGGAUCCAGAGUACCAGCUGAUUGUCAAGGCAAACAACAUCUCACUGGAAGUGGACGACGAACUGCGACUAGUGACAAAGUGGCUACAAGAGCACUAUGCUGUACGCUUUCCCGAGCUUGAAAAGCUCGUGCUGAACCCUCUAGACUAUGCGAAGUGCGUGCGCAUGAUUGGGAACCAGGAAGAUCUUGUGCCACUAACAAGCAAGCUCAAUACAAUCGUACCAAAUGCAACAUCGAUGAGCAUUGCCGUCACAGCAACCACGACGGAUGGCCGAUUGCUGACUGAAGAUGAACUGCGAAAGAUUGAACGCGCUUGUGACAUGGCCAUUGGUCUGGACGCUGCCAAGGCGAAAAUUAUCGGGUAUGUGACUUCACGCAUCACCAUCAUUGCGCCCAACUUGUCGAAUAUCGUUGGCCCGUCGACAGCUGCCAAAGUCGUUGGACAAGCAGGUGGUAUCAAUGCUCUGGCUCGGCUACCAGCCUGCAAUGUACCCUCUAUUGGCAAGAAGCAGAUCGCGCAUGUUGGCUUUGCGCGAAGCAACGUCAAUCAAGGUUACCUCUAUUUUUCUCCACUCAUCCAAUCUGUUCCUGAAGAUGUACGCGUGCAAGCGCAGCGUAUGGUAUCAGGCAAGCUAGUCUUGGCUGCUCGCAUCGAUGCAGGCAACGGCAGUCCUGCAGGAGACAAAGGACUUGUAUUUCAUGAAGAGCUGGAGAAAAAACUUGAAAAGCUGUCUGAACCGCCUGAACUUAAAGAUGUCAAGGCACUUGCAGCACCUGAUGAUCCAGCCAAGAAGCGGCGCGGUGGCAAAAAGGUGAGGAAAGCCAAGGAGAAGUAUGCUAUCACCGAGCUGCAAAAGCUGAGAAAUCGUAUGGCGUUUGGUAAAGAAGAGGCGGAAGUAUCAUAUGGAGACGAUACGGAAGGUAUGGGCAUGGUCGGCUCGACCUCUUCUAUCCGUGCGCCGACAAUUGACAAGCGCACACGCGCGAAGCUGCCAAAAGCGAAGAUGAAGGGCGUCGGUGGCAUGCAGAGUUCGCUCAGCUUCUCGUCCGUUCAAGGAAUCGAGUUGCCUUCCCUCAAUGUCGAUGCGCUCAAGAAAGCACAAUCGGACAACAAGUGGUUCAAGUCUGGCACCUACACGCAGCUCAACCAAAAAUAA